Vanrija pseudolonga is the source of this 468-nucleotide messenger RNA. RefSeq lists its product as uncharacterized. The coding region runs from base 1 to 468 and encodes 155 amino acids. The record is from RefSeq and is a predicted model, not a curated record. The transcript has a single exon. NCBI's taxonomy places the organism in Eukaryota, Fungi, Basidiomycota, Tremellomycetes, Trichosporonales, Trichosporonaceae.
AUGCGUACCUCCUUCGUCACCCUCGCGCUCGCCCUCGGCGCCGUGUCUGUCCUCGCGCAGGGCAACAACAACAACCAGCCGAGCUCGUCUGCCGGCGGCAACAACAACAACAAUAACAACCAGCCAUCGCCGACGCCGACCAACAACAACAACAAUAACAACAACCAGCAGAGCUCUGCUGGCGGCAACUCCAACUCCAACUCGCAGAGCGCGUCAGCAACAGGGAGCAACGCGCCCCAGGCCUCGGGCAACAACUCGACCCCGGCCAACGGCAACAACGGCAACCACACGGACGGGCCCCAGUCGACCAUCAGCGAGACCCAGCCGUACACCUACCCCAUCACGUUCACGAACACGCAGUACACGCCCGCGCCGUCGGGCAUCCCGCACGCGACGGACGCAGCACGCGCGCUGGGCGCGCCGGCGCUGGCCGCGGCUAUCGUUGCCGCUGUCGCCGCGGCGCUGUAG